AUGACCUCGCACUUCGAGGACGACGUGCCUCCCCCGCCGUACACCGAGACGGACAUCUAUUCGGCGUCCGGCAGAGACGUGCACACGGCUGACGACGCCUCUCGGUCCACCUCGUCCACCAGCGGGGAGGUCAUUUAUACCCCUCCCCUCACUCCCCGUAGCUCUCACCAGUCCAACUUCGCUGGUGAGGUCGACCAUCUCGCAACCUCCGCUGCUGCUGCAUACUUCGAGACACGUCCGGCUCCUCGCCUGAGCAACCAACCAUUCAUCGUUCACACUAUCACUCUCCGACACGACUCCACCCCCGAUUCCCUUCCCUACCCCAGCAACCUCGCCGCCCGGGACGUCCGGCUCGAGGACUGGCAGACCUUUGUCAACUACCUCCUUCCGCACCACUCCGCUGCCGCCAACCAACAAGUUAUCGAUCGCAAACUGCGCGCCGAAGCCAUGACCGCCACCGACACCAGCACCGCCACCGUCAACAACGACGACGACGCCCGCUCGCAGUCGUCGCGACGGAGCCACGCCGAGGCGCAACUCAACCGCGCCCGGACCCCCGUCGACGCCGACCCGGCACCGGAGCCCGCCCACGUCGAGGCCACUGUUCACGAGUGGAACGACGGCUUCUUCGGUCCGCGCCGCGUCAGCAUCCGCGUUGACCUGGAGCCCCUACCCAACAAUGACAACACCGCCAGCAGCAACAACAACAACCAUGCCACAAACGAGGCAGACCCGCUGCCCGAGAAGCAGCCGCCCAUGCCCGGCGCGUGGGACCAGUCCUUUGACCAGCCGGACCAAGACCGCGGCGCGCCCAGCCGCCGCCCCGGCGCCCCCUUCCGUUCGCCGUUCGGCUUUUUCGGCGCCGGACGCGGCCGCGGCGGCUUCGGGCCCGGCGGCGCCGGCGGCGGCCGGGGCGGGUUCCGGUUCGCGGGCAUCAACAUCGAGAACGACCGCGUGUCGAUCGGGAAUACCUUCGUCGCCGACGGCCGAACUGGCUCGUUGAAGAUCGGCGGCAUCGUGGCGGAUAGUAAUGGGAUCAGCAUCAACGGGCAGCCGAUCUUUGCCGGCGCUGGUCGGGGCGGGUAUCCCGGUGGGCCGGCCCGCUCGCCGUGCGGACCGCCCGGCUUUGGGAUGGGAGGCGGCCCCGGCGCGCGCGGCCCGCCUGGCUGGGGCCCUUGGGGCGGCCGGGGCGGCUUUGGCCGAGGCAGCUGGUGGUGGGACCGGCCCCAUCCCGGCGGCGAGCACGGAGAGUUCGGCCGCGGCCGCGGGGAGCACCGCGGAGACCGCCACGAAGGCCGCCACCGGUCGCGGUCCAGCUCCGCCUCGAGCUGCUCGUCGCGCACCUCGCUCAGUUCCGUGUCCUCCGUCGGCUCGCUGCCGGACUACGACGACCUGCGCGACACGCAACUGCCCAUCACGAAGCAGUAUCUCCAGGAAUGGCUGCAGCACCCGCAGGAGAUCAUCACCAAGGAGAAGGUCAAGGCUGUGAAGGAGCAGAUCAAAGCGGCCAAGCACUCCACCGACCCGGCCGCGCUACCCUUCGACGCGACCGCCCUCCGCCGCGAGGUCAGGGACCUCCUCCGGCAAUGGAGGGAGCUCAAGAGAGAGCAGCUGCGCACCCGCAGGCAGCGCCGCCGCGAGCUCAAGAAGCAGCGCCGGCAGGCCAAGCGCGAGCUCAAGCACGCCUGGCGCGAGCACAAGCGCGCCGCCAAGGAAGCCCGGCGCGAGUGGCGCCGCGGGCACUUCUCCAUGCCGCCCAUGCCGCACCUGCCGCACAUGCCUCCCUUCCCCCCCGCUCCGCAUGCCGGCCAUGCGGGCUUCCCGCGGGGCUUCCCGGGGGGCGGCGCGUUCCCCGGUGGUCCCUGGGGCGGCGGACCGCACCACCACCACCCCCACCACCCCCCCUUCCACCACCACGGCGGUCCGGGCGCCGCCUGGCCGCCCUUCGCCGACGACCACGACCACGACCGCGACGGCCACAACGACGAGGGCAUCGACAGCACGGCGCACCAUCACGCCGCGUCGCAGGCCAAGUACGCGGCGGCGUGGGAGAUGGAGGCGCGGGUGGCGGAGAAGGAGGCCGAGCUGGCGCGGCUGCACGAGCGCAUCGCCGAGGAGCAGGAGCUACAGCAGCAGCAGCAGGGUUACCAGGGUCAGCGGGGCGGCGCGGGCGGCAAGGAGGCCGGCGGCGGCAGCAGCAGCAGCAGCAGCAAGAUGGAGGCGGAGGCACGGGCGGUGGAGCGCGAGAUCGAGGAGCUGGCCUCGGAGCUGGCGCGGUUGCGGACCGAGGCGGACGAGGAGUUCGCGAGGGAGCUGGCGGCUGCUGAGGCGGCGGAGGGGGAGGAGGAGUUUGGGAGGAGGGCGUGA
Molecule: messenger RNA, 2367 nt
Organism: Thermothielavioides terrestris NRRL 8126
Lineage: Eukaryota; Fungi; Ascomycota; Sordariomycetes; Sordariales; Chaetomiaceae
Exons: 1
Coding region: 1-2367 (788 amino acids)
Source: RefSeq, a predicted model, not a curated record